UGAGGAAUGGGGUGCUAUGUCUCGGUGGAACGCCGUCGAAAAAAAAAUAUGUACGGACUACUAUGGUAGUCUUGGAGACUAGGUCUAUUGCCCAUGAGAGAUUAUAAUAUAUAAACAUGGCUGCUUGAGAUAAUUCCAACAGGAGGAUUCCGUUGAUUCUCCAGAUCCUUUACCAAAGAAGAAAUCGCCCAACGCCAGGUUCGAACAUAAGUAAGGUACCUACUACCUAAGCCAUUGUGCCCUAUAUACCACAUCUAUCCCCCUAUAGCACCGAGAUACAGAGAAGCCCCGCCCACGAUGUACUCCUCCAGCAUGAUCUACCUCCUCAACGCAAUCGCCAGUCUUCCCCUAGUCGCCCUCGCCAACGCCGGACCUACCCAGGCCCUUGUCCUCGCCGAACGCCAAUACCAGAACAAGUGCUGUCUUCCAGGCUGUCUCCAGUGCAGCAUCGAUUAUUGCCAAGAGGAGCCUUGCUCCGGAGUUUACAACAGCUGUUGUGCCGAGGGCCGUCGCGAGGUAGGCGAGGAUGGAGAGAUUCAGAUCUUCAACGUCAAUGGUGAAAAGAUGGAGUUUGUCAAGUAGUUUGCGUAGCGGAGGAACGCUUCCGGCACUUGUAGACAUGCAAGGGAAAGAGAGCUUAGGAUGAAGUACAAAAAGUAUAGUGUGCUACAUAUCCACAAUAUGUGCAUCUAGCAUAUGAUCUAUAAUAGCCUGUGGUACUCUGUUGUUGCUUUCUUGAAGAGGUUUAUUGACAGGUAACAGGUAACUACUAAACAUUACUUAUUGGUUGUAGCCUUCAACUUGUCUACAAAAGACUCUUUACGUAAAACCUUAGUUAUCUGAACUUAGGGUCUAUAGUAUUCACAGAGUCUAUUAGUAGCAGCAGCAGCUAUAUUAAGAUGAC
Daldinia caldariorum is the source of this 904-nucleotide messenger RNA. RefSeq lists its product as uncharacterized. The record is from RefSeq and is a predicted model, not a curated record. The transcript is spliced from 3 exons. Lineage: Eukaryota; Fungi; Ascomycota; Sordariomycetes; Xylariales; Hypoxylaceae. The coding region runs from base 298 to 582 and encodes 94 amino acids.